This is a messenger RNA of Microthlaspi erraticum, 1074 nucleotides long. NCBI's taxonomy places the organism in Eukaryota, Viridiplantae, Streptophyta, Magnoliopsida, Brassicales, Brassicaceae. The record is from the annotation of a GenBank genome assembly.
AUGGAGAACAAUGCGAUGAGGAUACUGGAAGAGAUCAAAUCUUCUGAUCUUAUCGAGAACAGGGUUCAACUACUCACGCGGCUCGCUCAGUUAGAUAUUGAAGAGACUUCUGAUGUGCCCUCUUUUGUGGACAGCCUAACAACACUCUGGGAAGACUUCACAUGCCUUGACGUUUCCCAGUGUUUGCUGAACAAGGCAAUUCUGCCUGUGGCUUCAAAAUACCUUGCUUUGGAUCGGCCUGACUGCUCUCACUACUUUCUUGCUUUUGGCAUUAAGGUAAGCCAAUGGUGUGCAAAACAUCUAAACAUGUCUGUAAUGUCCAUGGAGGAGUCUCAAGAGGAAGAACAUUCAAACGUUUUCUUUCAGCUUCUCUUGGAUUAUCUUCGCUUUUCUGCCUCAAGCUAUACUGCUAUUGGAAAAAUAUGUUUCAUGAGUGAUGAGGCCUCAGCUGUUACAGUUCAUAAGUUUGUUUCAGAGCAGCUGAAUUUGAUGAAGGAGAAAGUUGAAUCCUUUUCCACGGAGAUUUUAAAGGCUGUGCAAGCGGUGAUUGACUCUAUUGUUCGUCUGUGCAAAGACUACUCCCCAGCAGUGAAUCAGUGGAUAAAUGAUAAGAAGACUAAUGGAAAUGAAGGAAUAGCUAGAAUGGAGCAAGGCAACAACACUGUGUGUAAUUUGGUGAGCUUAAUCACGCUGGGAGUUAAAUCUCUGAGUGAAUUGGGUAUGCUUGCUGCAAGAGAUGGUGGCAAUCUUGUGACCAUUCUGAAUACAUCAUGGAAGGGUGUGAUUACAUUGCUUCAGAUAGACAAGCAGAUGGUCUCUGAGGUAGAUAUUGGAGAAAUCAUUUUAAAGCUAAUAUCACUGAUCAAGGAGUCUCUGAGAUUUGCUGCUGAGGCUUGGUCUUGCUCAGGGAAGGAAAACGUAUCUGCAACAGAAGCUAGAAGGGUCUUUCUUCCUGUGAAAUUUUAUCUUAUCAAUGCUGUUAAAGUUGUGGCGCUGUUUCCAAGCCAGGCGUCUUUGGUGUUCAAAGAAAUAGCACUCUGCGUCUUGAUGAUCUCUGCUUUCAAAGUUUAUUGA